UCGAGCAUUUAUAUCGCCAUUCCCAUGUCGCCCUAAUUCGCCUUAGGUUGCCCUCAAAGUGAUCUAAUUUGUGAUAAAAUAUCCAACUAUGAGAUUUGGACUAACGUUAUUGCUGGUUUUCCUCAGCAUUAUCUGUGAAGCAAGCUGCCAAAAGAACUACACCCCACAAUGGUUGGAAAAUAACAGUCUCAAUAUAAAAAUUGGCAACGAUGUCAUGAUAAUCUCACACAACGUAUCGAAGCCAUUUAUCUAUUUGUGUUCGGGCCAAGUCAACUUCACGGAGUUCCGAGGUAACUUCUUCGUGAACAACUACGAGGCGGCCCGAGUUCCCCUCGGUAGUUUCCGGAAAACUGGAAAUACCAACACUUCGGAUACCUUUGAGUUCAGCUUUGGCUCUUUAGCGUUGAACGUGACCUUUGAAACGACCACGACAUAUCCCCUAGUAGUCUCAUUCUCGUCCUUACCCACGGGCUACACGGGCCUGUGGGUGAGGAUAGCGGCCACCCCCGGGGAGAGAGUAUAUGGACUCGGGGAGCAGUACUCUUAUCUCAACCUGCGGGGCCGGAUGUACCCGAUAUGGACCCGAGAGCAAGGUGUCGGGCGUAACAAGAGCGAUAUCGUGACGUUUUUCGCGGACAACUUUGGUGGCGGCGCCGGCGGCGACUACCAUACCACCUACUUCCCCCAGAGCACUUUCCUCUCAAACCGGAAAUAUCUCUGUCACUAUGGCGGCUACAACUAUGCGGAAGUGAACCUCCAACAGCCCGACUUCCACGAAAUCUUCGUUUCCGGCCCUCCGGAUAAGUUCUAUUUUGACACGAGGGGGAGUAUCAAAGAGUUAACGCAAACGAUUGCAAAGAACCUUGGCCUGCAACCGGAACUACCGGAUUGGGUGUACACGGGAGCCAUCCUUGGAGUGCAGGGUGGGACGGAACUAAUGCUGGAUCGUUACCAGAAGGCGGUUGACAAUGACGUUGCAGUGAGCGGUCUCUGGAUCCAGGACUGGGCUGGCGUCCUCGUGACGUCAUUUGGCAAACGCCUCUUCUGGGACUGGCAUUGGAACGCGACUUACUAUCCAAACUUGAACUCAACCAUCGACGUUCUCCGCGAAAAGGGCGUCCGGGUUCUGGCUUACAUUAACCCGAAUCUCAAUACCGCCGGUUCUCUCUACCAGGAGGCUGCAGCCGGCAAACAUCUUGUCAUGAACACUUCCGGUCAGCCAUACUUGAUGGAUUUCGGAGAGUUUCUGUGCGGGAUCGUGGAUCUCACGAGUCUCGAGGCUCGAACUUGGUAUAAAGAAAAGAUACAACUAAAUAUGAUAGACCUUGGACUUGGUGGCUGGAUGGCGGAUUUCGGGGAGUAUGUGGCAGCGGACGGCGCCGUUUUCCAAAGCGGCGAGACCGGCCGCCAGGUGCACAAUAAGUGGCCGUUACUCUGGGCGGAAGUCAACAGACAGGCGAUCGAAGAACGGAACAAGACCGGGGAGGUUGUCUUUUGGAUGCGCGCCGGGACGGCGGGUGUGGGAAAAUACACUACCCUAAUGUGGGCUGGGGACCAGAACGUGGAUUUCAGCUACGCCGACGGUCUAGCGUCCACGAUCCCGGCGGCGCUCAACAUGGGCAUGUCCGGCAUUGGCAUCACCCAUUACGACAUCGGCGGGUACACGACGGCCGCCCAGUUUCAGGCCUUCGGGCAGGCACUCAUUCGCUCGCAGGAACUGCUUCUGCGGUCCGCGGAGGCGGCCGUUUUUACACCGCUCUUUCGGAGCCAUGAAGGUAACCAACCAGCGGCUAACGUACAAUUCUACACAAAUCAGUACAUCGAGCAAUGUUUCGGCCGCCUGUCCCGAAUGUUCGUCCAUAUUUCAAACUACACACGAUCGGUUGCGCAAGAUAACAGUCUAUUCGGCACUCCCGCGCAACGGCCAUUGUUCAUGGAAUUCCCGGAUGACAGCGAUGCAUGGGACGUAACGUACCAGUACAUGUAUGGUUCGAGACUUCUAGUAGCGCCAGUAAUCUCCUCCAACGUAUCCAAAAUGAACGUCUACUUACCGAAAGGCUGGGAGUGGAAGUUUAUUUGGGACGGGAAGAAUUACCCCGGUGGAAAUUUUACACAAGUCGACUCACUCAUCGGGUUUCCUCCAGCAUUUUAUAAGGUUGAUCCGAGUGACCAUAGAUUUGACGAUAUGAUCGAACAGAUAAGGUCUAAAUUUCCAGCCAUCCCGCCCCUGCUGACAACGCCGACAACGCCAAAACCGAUAGCGGCGGGGAUGAAACUUAGUGUUCAAUCAUUUUGCGUCCUCACUGCUGUGGUUGUUGCUUUAAUGAUUUAAAAGAAAGUAUGGCCGUAAGAGUGUUACUUCAUUAGUUUUAUGAGUUUAAAGCUGCACUUUUUUAUUUUUGGACUUGUUUGUCUUGGAACGAGCCAAUUCAUUCGAAACUGCAUGGACACCAGUGAUAUAAGACUGCUGACAAACGUUCAGAUCGCAGAUUUUCAUAUUUAUGUUAAACAAUUGAUGUUUUAUGCAUUUUUCUUAAACCGUUUGUAACGGUUUAAGUCAUAAAGCAUUUAUUUUCGAACAGAAAUAUGAAACUCUGCGAUCCGAUCUUUUGUCAGCAGUAAUGGAGUGAUGGAUAAUCGGAUUUUCAGUUUUAGUUUGUACGUUUAAAUGAUUUGAUUGAUUAUUUGUAAUCAAUUGAUAAAUAUUGACCAAUCAAUAAACUUUUCGCCUAACUUUGACUCAACUAAAGAAAUAACCACAUUCAUACAACCAACUGCAGAUUGCUAUAUAUGCAAAUCUUUAUAAUUACAUCUAGAAAGUGCUACAAAAUAAAAAUAAAAUAC
Messenger RNA from Mya arenaria, 2844 nucleotides. Its product is annotated as sulfoquinovosidase-like. Gene Ontology annotation, molecular function: hydrolase activity, hydrolyzing O-glycosyl compounds; carbohydrate binding. The transcript is spliced from 10 exons. Gene Ontology annotation, biological process: carbohydrate metabolic process. Bases 89 to 2332 code for a protein of 747 amino acids. NCBI's taxonomy places the organism in Eukaryota, Metazoa, Mollusca, Bivalvia, Myida, Myidae. The record is from RefSeq and is a predicted model, not a curated record.